AUGCCUCAAUUCAAGGAUGAGCAUGUCCUGCUCAUUGCCCCAGGCUCGCAAACCACGCUCGCGCAGUUAGGUCUACCAGAAUCAUUCACUCCUGCCAGCCACCGAUUCCCCACGCGCAUGUUCCCCGCCGAAAAGAAAGGCGAGUAUGAGCCGUUCAAGAUCCGCGAAAAGAGAAAACAAGCAACAUCUACAACCGACACUACAAAUGAACAGGAGAAGCCUGAUGUUGAUAUGACCGAGGCGCCCAAGCAGGAAGAAGGCACCGAGACCGCGAACGGCUCCACAGAAGAGAAAAAACCUGAAGAAACGAGCAACGCUGCGCCUGCUGAAGGGACAAAUGAAAACGGCACAGAAGCCAGCCCGGAAGAAGCAGAAGCCAAGGAGGAGACGCUCCUUGAAGAAGAUAUUGUGUCCGACGAAGGAGCCAUAUACCCUAUACAAAAUGGACACAUUGUCGACUGGCCCUGCUUCCUCGCUUUGCUCGAACAUGUAUACAACACUCUCAGUCCGCCAUUCCAUACCCCAAUUUUGAUAAUAUCAGAGCCAGCCUGGUCAGCCCGCGAUCGUGAGAUUCUGACACAAUUCGUUUUUGAGAAAUUCAAACCGCCUGCUUUCUGUCUGAUGGAUUCGGCUCUUGCGGCGUGCUAUGCUUAUGGCACGAUUACUGCUACCGUCGUUGAUGUCGGUUACGGCAAGGCCAACGUCACAGCUGUUUUAGAGGCUGCUGUGCAAGAAAACGGUCGAGGAAUUGCUCUAGAAGGCUGUGGCGGAGAAACAAUGACGGAUCGAUUGGAGGAGCUUUUGGCACCAAAGGGAUUCACAAGAGAAAUGUGCGAACAGUUGAAGCGAAGUAACAUCACAGAAAUUCUCCCCGCAGGGACACCGUUACCUGGGACCGCUGCAGCAACCAGCCAGAACGGCAACCCAGCCACCGCUGCUUCGACAGGUCCAAGUGACACAAAUAACGCUUCCAAGAUUCCACGUGGACCAGGCCGGGGAACACAAACUGAGAACAAUGAAAACGGCGAAGAAGACGAAGGCGUACUCGACGUUGCCGCCAUUGUCACUAGUGGCAAUACAAACGAGUUUCUGGCCAAACGCGAAAAGGAAAAAGCAGCUGCUGGGUCGAAAAAGGGUGGCGCUGAUGCAAAUAAACCGAACAGGUUACCAAACUCGAAACGUGAAACGGCCACCUUCCAGUUUGAAGAGUUUGCGCGAAUUGAGGAUUCGGUUCAAUAUGUACGGCAGAGACGGGAUGUUGAGGUUGGACCUGAGCGGUUCUUGGUUGCAAGUCCUGGCAAGGAUAGGAGAGAACGGGGCAGUGGUGGUAUUUUGGAGGAUCUGGCUGCUCAGAUUCACCAUACUAUUCUGGCUGUUCCGGAUGCUACGAAACGUAGCGAUUUGUGGGAUAACCUGAUUGUUAUCGGGAAUGGAAGUCGUAUUCGCGGCUUCGUUCCCGCUUUACUUUCUACAAUCACACAAAAAUACAUACUCUCACCAUCAGCCGGCAUGUUCACCUCUGAAAUUCCCUCCAAUAUAUCCACCCCAAUGGCAACCGGCACAACCACCCCAGCUGCCGGCAGCCAAACUCCAGGCCCUCUUCACCACCCAGCCGCCCACGGCGUCAACCCUCUCCUUGUUGCAGCAACACACUCCAAUGUACCCAACAUGCCACCAUCCACACCCGGCAUGGCCGAGAACCAAGCCUAUCUCUCCAUGGCAAGCAUGCACCGUUCUACCGGCCACUCGCAAACACCCACAUCCGUGAAAACAGUCAAAGCGCCCGACUACUUCCCCGAAUGGAAAGACCAAGGUGGCAGCAACGCACCGGGUGCUACAGGUGCAGGCGGCACAAAAACGACAUCUGCAAAUCUGGCGGGCGCGCCGCGUCCGGGGAUGGAAGAAUCGAUUUUCUUGGGUGCGCAGAUCGCGGCCAAGAUUGUCUUUAUUAAUGAUAAUCAGGGACAAUAUAAGGGUUAUUUGCCGCGGUCAGAGUAUAACGAGAAUGGGCCGUCCGCUAUUCACGAGUAUGCUCUGGUUUGA
Messenger RNA from Talaromyces marneffei, 2043 nucleotides. RefSeq lists its product as uncharacterized. Lineage: Eukaryota; Fungi; Ascomycota; Eurotiomycetes; Eurotiales; Trichocomaceae. Bases 1 to 2043 code for a protein of 680 amino acids. The record is from RefSeq and is a predicted model, not a curated record. The transcript is spliced from 3 exons.